CUUUUUCUCGCUCGCCGUCUCCCUCGCCCCGCCCCGCCUUUUCAGGAGCGUGCUUACGUCACCCCGUGGAACUCCGCCUCACCUCGCCCUAGCGCCUGCGAACCAUUGGCUGCCCUUAUCGGGGCAGGGGAUUAGCUGGGCCUUCGUCGGAAUGGGCGGGGAGACGGCGGGCGCCUCCUUGCUGCUGACCACUUCUGCCUGCGCCGCGCAGCAAGAGCGAGCCAAUAGGCGCUGAGCUCUGGGCCUGUGACCGGUCGGUGCCGCCCCCACCGGAAGGGGCGGGGAGAAGCGAGCGGGGCUGUUGAUAUGGAUCAGAAACUUCCAAAGUUGGUAGAAGAGCUCACAACUUCAGGAGAACCUCAACUGAAUCCCGAGAAAAUGAAAGAACUAAAGAAAAUCUGCAAGUCUUCAGAGGAGCAUCUCAGCCAUGCCUACCGCCUGCUGAUGACCCAGCUGAGCCAGGACCACGCCGAGAUCCGCCUCUCCGCUUUCCGAAUUGUGGAUGUGCUCUUCGCCAGGUCUCACCAGUUCAGGCUGCUGCUCAUUUCUGACUUCCAGGAGUUCCUGGAGCUCACUCUGGGCACAGACCAUGAGCAGCCCCUGCCGCCUCCCAGGGAGGCAGCCCAGAGGCUGAAGCAGGCGGCCGUGCAUGCUGUGGAAGGCUGGAAUGAGCAGUUUGGUGAGGCCUAUAAGAAGCUGGCCUUGGGCUACCACUUCCUAAGACACACCAAAAAGGUGGAUUUUCAGGAUGUGAAUGCCAGGACUUUGGCAGAAAGAAAGCGGGAAGAAGAGAAGCAGAAACACUUGGAUAGAAUCUACGGAGAGAGAGCUGAGCAGGCUGCAAGAGAGAUGGAAGAAAUGUCUGAGGAGAUUGGCUGCUGUCUGAUGGAGGUGGAGAACUGCUUCAAGUUGCUGGUGCCCUUGGACCUGGGCGUAAGCCCUUCACCUGUGGAGUUUGUCCCUCAUGCCUCGGGUCCUGGCUGGCUUGCCCCUGACUGGCCUGUUGGCCCUGACCCCCAGGAUGAGGAGCAGCCAUGCUGCAGCAGAGACCUGCCUGCCUCUGCAUGCCACCCAGGAGCUGCUGCUGGUGGAGAGGGGCUGCCCCAGACAGCAGCGGGGGGUCCUUCAGAGGAUGAGGAUGAGGACAGUGACCCAGAGGAGUUCGUGCGGAGCCAUGGGCUUGGCUCUCAUAAGUACACACUGGCUGUGGAGCUGUCCUCGGACAGCCUGAGGGUGCAAGAGAAUGAGGAUAACCGUGCUGUCCUCCACGCUGCCCGUGACGCACUCAAGCUGAUCCAGAACAAGUUCCUGCCGGCUGUGAGCUCCUGGGUGCAGCGGUUUACCCGAGCCAUGGCCCAUGGUGGACACCUGAAGCGUGCCAUUGACCUGAAGACGGAGUUGGAGCUCGUGCUGCAGAAGUACGAGGAACUUGACAUUGAGCCCGACAGUGGGCACUGUGGGGAUAGAGGACAGACCCUAGCUGCUCCCUGGGAGCCCAGUGCUGCCCCUGCUGCCCUGACUGUUGAAGGUCGCUUUCAGACAGGAGCGCCGAGGCACGGGGAGGAUGAGGACGAUGAGGACUUUGUGGAAGUCCCGGAGAAGGAGGACUACGAGCCCCACAUCCCUGACCACCUCCGGGCAGAGUACGGGCUGGAGCCAAAGUCCUCACUGCAGACCCUGGAGAAAGAUGCAGCUGCAUGGGGUGCUCAGGCCAGGAGGAGGAUCCGGAGGGAGGAGGAGGAGUCGGACCCCACCUCUGCUGCUGCCCAGUUGUGUCGGCUGCAAGACCGCCUGCCCCGAGCCCCACCCUCUCCUACCAGGGCCCCACUGGCACCUGAGGAGGCCCAGAAGCUAGCAGAAGAGCAGGCCCGGGCACCUGUCGUGCCUUUUGGUGUGGACCUGUGCUAUUGGGGCGAGGAGCAGCAGACAGUCGGGAAGAUCUUCAAGGCGGACUCCGAGCACCGCUUCUGGAAGCCCAGCGAGGUGGAGGGGGAGGUGGACAGUGCGGACGUCUGUGCGCUGCUCCGGAGCCGCCACAUCACCUUUGCAGGGAAGUUCGAGCCCGUGCAGCACCGCUGUCGGGCCCCGAGGCCCGAUGGCCGGCUCUGUGAGCGCCAGGACCGGCUGAAGUGCCCUUUCCAUGGGAAGAUUGUCCCCAGAGACGACAUGGGACAGCCCCUCGACCCAGAGGACAGGGCCCGAGAGCAACAGCAGCGGCUGCAGCAGCCCAAACGCCCAGACUGGCAGGACCCAGAGUUCAUGAAGGACGUGGAAGCGGCCACAGGGACAGACCUGGGUUCGGCCCGGUACGGUGGGAAGGGCAAGGGGAAGAGGAGGAAGUACCCAAAGCUCACAGACCUGCGGGCGCAGGCCAGCACCUCGCGGGCCCGCCUGGGGAAGAAGGUCUUCGCCAAGCAGGCAAGUGGGCUGAGCAUGCCCGUCCUCCGCAUCCUGCCUGCCACCCCUAGUAAGUGCCACACUGUCUCUGGUGACCUCCGGGAGGGCUGCCGCUGCACACGUCCCCACUGCCACUGUGGUGUGGGCACAGUGUCUGUGCCCAGCCUGGGCCCGCGUACCUGCUGCUCUCAGGCCUCGCCUUCCCUUCCCAACCACAUGCCCUGUGUGGUUUUGCUGUCUUAGAGCCUGUGAGGCUGCUGCCGCCUGCCAAGGUGAAUGCUAAGGCUCUGAGGGGCCUGGCAGUGCUGGGGGGCCACCUCUUGCCCUGUGGCGUUGCCGUGGCCCAGCCCUGGGGGCCUGUGGGACAGUACCCUUGUCAAGGUCCGGCAGAGGCAAUGGGCCCUGUGAGUGUGGCCAGGGCUGGGCAGCUCUGCAGCGAGCCAACUCCCAGGGAUCUGCCCCAGGUGCCCGGCAUCCUGGGCACCUUCACUGGGAGCUGUAAUGGCUGCUGGGUCUGUGUCCCAUGUCCUCCCUGUGCUCUCUGGGGGACAGAAAGCCUGUGCAGGAGCAAGGCCAAGAGCUGGCGCCUCACAGCACCUGGAGUCUCUACAGAAAGGCCCGACUUCCCCGGGCUGGCCCAGACCCCAGGCCUCCCUGUCCUGGCUGCUGCACAGGGCUGGGGAGACAUGGCCAAGGCCUGCUUCCCUGGCAGGGUGGCGCUGAGCCUGGCCCAAGCCCCUGACCAGCCUUGCUUCGCUCUCCGGCAGGGCGGCAGUGCAGAGGGUGGCUGCUGCCAUGAACCAGAUAGACAAGAAGAAGCAUGAGAAGUUCGCAAACCAGUUCAACUACG
Messenger RNA from Fukomys damarensis (Damara mole-rat), 3247 nucleotides. It is a transcript of the gene Uvssa, whose product is annotated as UV stimulated scaffold protein A. The transcript is spliced from 15 exons. The coding region runs from base 307 to 2640 and encodes 777 amino acids. Lineage: Eukaryota; Metazoa; Chordata; Mammalia; Rodentia; Bathyergidae. Gene Ontology annotation, molecular function: RNA polymerase II complex binding. Gene Ontology annotation, biological process: response to UV; transcription-coupled nucleotide-excision repair. Gene Ontology annotation, cellular component: chromosome. The record is from RefSeq and is a predicted model, not a curated record.